AUGCACUCCUAUAACAUUAGUAGCAUUCUAGACCUACACACGUCUUUCCUCUAUGUGAUUAAGUCUUUCCUCUAUGUGAUUAAGUCUUUCCUCUAUGUGAUUAAGUCUUUCCUCUAUGAGAUUAAGUCUUUCCUCUAUGUGAUUAAGUCUUUCCUCUAUGUGAUUAAGUCUUUCCUCUAUGUGAUUAAGUCUUUCCUCUAUGUGAUUAAGUCUUCCCUCUAUGAGAUUAAGUCUUCCCUCUAUGAGAUUAAGUCUUUCCUCUAUGUGAUUAAGUCUUUCCUCUAUGUGAUUAAGUCUUUCCUCUAUGUGAUUAAGUCUUUCCCCGAGAAAUCAGAGACUGAUGAAUAA
Candidula unifasciata is the source of this 348-nucleotide messenger RNA. The record is from the annotation of a GenBank genome assembly. NCBI's taxonomy places the organism in Eukaryota, Metazoa, Mollusca, Gastropoda, Stylommatophora, Geomitridae.